CUUCUGUUGUGGCCACAGCAAAAGUGCUUAACCCAAGAUGAAGUGCUUGGCGUUUGUGCUCCUGGCGGCUGCCGUUUGCGCUUCCGAAAUCGAGAAGCGAGAGGCGGAGCCCAGCGUAGUUUAUCAUUCCGGCUACAGAACUUCAGUCAAUCCUCUACCGUCCUACGGACCAUCCCUCCCUACUCACCAUUACAAGAGAUCAGCAGAUGCUGCGCCUUCCAAUGCUUAUGGUAUCAGGACCGGCUUCCACACUCCUGUAUAUGGACACAACGUUCAUACACUCCACAAACGGGCUGCUGACGCUGAAGCUUCUCGACUUUACUCUCACAGAAGCUAUUCUUCUAUCCCCGUAGUCUACGGAGGAUACCAUGAUCACCGGUUCCACAAGAGGUCUGCUGAACCAGAAGCAGAGGCUGAGGCUUCUCGCGGUUAUCUCCCUUAUCUUCCAUACACUCCAGUUGCACCUUACGGCCGACACAUCUACAAGAGGUCUGCUGAACCAGAAGCUGAGGCUGAGGCUUCUCGCGGUUAUCUCCCUUAUCUUCCAUACACUCCAGUUGCACCUUACGGCCGACACAUCUACAAGAGGUCUGCUGAACCAGAAGCAGAGGCUGAGGCUUCUCGCGGUUAUCUCCCUUAUCUUCCAUACACUCCAGUUGCACCUUACGGCCGACAUAUCUACAAGAGGUCUGCUGAACCAGAAGCAGAGGCUGAGGCUUCUCGCAGUUAUCUCCCUUAUCUUCCAUACACUCCAGUUGCACCUUACGGCCGACACAUCUACAAGAGGUCUGCUGAACCAGAAGCUGAGGCUGAGGCUUCUCGCGGUUAUCUUCCUUAUCUUCCAUACACUCCAGUUGCACCUUACGGCCGACACAUCUACAAGAGGUCUGCUGAACCAGAAGCAGAGGCUGAGGCUUCUCGCGGUUAUCUCCCUUAUCUUCCAUACACUCCAGUUGCACCUUACGGCCGACACAUCUACAAGAGGUCUGCUGAACCAGAAGCUGAGGCUGAGGCUUCUCGCAGUUAUCUCCCUUAUCUUCCAUACACUCCAGUUGCACCUUACGGCCGACACAUCUACAAGAGGUCUGCUGAACCAGAAGCAGAGGCUGAGGCUUCUCGCGGUUAUCUUCCUUAUCUUCCAUACACUCCAGUUGCACCUUACGGCCGACACAUCUACAAGAGGUCUGCUGAACCAGAAGCUGUCGCUGAGGCUUCUCUCAGUUAUCUCCCUUAUCUUCCAUACUCUCCAGUUGAACCUUACGGCCGACACAUCUACAAGAGGUCUGCUGAACCAGAAGCAGAGGCUGAGGCUUCUCGCGGUUAUCUCCCUUAUCUUCCAUACACUCCAGUUGCACCUUACGGCCGACACAUCUACAAGAGGUCUGCUGAACCAGAAGCUGAGGCUGAGGCUUCUCGCAGUUAUCUCCCUUAUCUUCCAUACACUCCAGUUGCACCUUACGGCCGACACAUCUACAAGAGGUCUGCUGAACCAGAAGCUGAGGCUGAGGCUUCUCGCGGUUAUCUUCCUUAUCUUCCAUACACUCCAGUUGCACCUUACGGCCGACACAUCUACAAGAGGUCUGCUGAACCAGAAGCUGUCGCUGAGGCUUCUCUCAGUUAUCUCCCUUAUCUUCCAUACUCUCCAGUUGAACCUUACGGCCGACACAUCUACAAGAGGUCUGCUGAACCAGAAGCAGAGGCUGAGGCUUCUCGCGGUUAUCUCCCUUAUCUUCUAUACUCUCCAGUUGCACCUUACGGCCGACAAAUCUACAAGAGGUCUGCUGAACCAGAAGCUGAAGCUGAGGCUUCUCGCGGUUAUCUCCCUUAUCUUCCAUACUCUCCAGUUGCAACUUACGGCCGACACAUCUACAAGAGGUCUGCUGAACCAGAAGCAGAGGCUGAGGCUUCUCGCGGUUAUCUCCCUUAUCUUCCAUACUCUCCAGUUGCACCUUACGGCCGACACAUCUACAAGAGGUCUGCUGAACCAGAAGCAGAGGCUGAGGCUUCUCGCGGUUAUCUCCCUUAUCUUCCAUACUCUCCAGUUGCAACUUACGGCCGACAAAUCUACAAGAGGUCUGCUGAACCAGAAGCUGAAGCUGAGGCUUCUCGCGGUUAUCUCCCUUAUCUUCCAUACUCUCCAGUUGCAACUUACGGCCGACACUUCUACUAGAGGUCUGCUGAGCCUGAAGCAGAGCUAUCUUACCUAUACGAUCCUGUCUCUUACGCACACACUUCUGUUUAUCGUUCCCUCUAUUACUGAACCGGUACAUAACUGUCAAUUAUGCCAAGCAGGAGCCAUAGUGUGUCAUCUCAUGAAUUCGACCGGAAAAAAAUCCAAUAAAUCUUUAC
Messenger RNA from Penaeus chinensis, 2349 nucleotides. RefSeq lists its product as uncharacterized. The transcript is spliced from 6 exons. Bases 38 to 2170 code for a protein of 710 amino acids. The record is from RefSeq and is a predicted model, not a curated record. Lineage: Eukaryota; Metazoa; Arthropoda; Malacostraca; Decapoda; Penaeidae.